AUGGGCCCCUGUACCGCCUCCUCUUGCUGCUGCCAGGCCCGUAAUCUGCCAUGGGCCCCCGUACCGCCUCCUCAUGCUGCUGCCAGGCCCGUAAUCUGCCAUGGGCCCCUGUACCGCGCUCCUCAUGCUGCUGCCAGGCCCGUAAUCUGUCAUGGGUCCCUGUACGGCCUCCCAUUGCUGCUGUCUCCAUCGCCACACUCUGCCAUGUGCCACUUUCAGGUCUCCUCACACUGCUGGUGGGUUUCCAUUUUGUCAUAGGGUGCUGUAUGGCCUCCCAUUGCUGCUGCCUCCACCGCCACACUGUGGCUCCACACUCUGGUUUUGGCCCCGUGACUGCCCAAAUGAGUGAAGUGUGCGGUGAUUCUAAGAUCGACGGCACUCAUCUGCAUGUCAUACUGACUGACAGUAUUAUUUCUCUUCCCCAGCAGACUCCAAGGGCAUUUAAAUUAAAGGUACAGUGUUCUGCACUAAUAUAA
Staurois parvus is the source of this 476-nucleotide messenger RNA. Lineage: Eukaryota; Metazoa; Chordata; Amphibia; Anura; Ranidae. The record is from the annotation of a GenBank genome assembly.